AUGGCUGAGGCUGCUGUUUUGGGUGGCGUGACAAGGGUUGGUGUCUGUCUCGCACCAGGAGUAAAAUUCUUGUGCGGGGUGAGUAACGAAGUUGAGCUGCUAAAAACUGAGCUCAAUCUGAUGCAAGGCUUAUUAAAAGAUGCAGAUGUGAGGCAAGAUGAAUCAGAGACUUUAAGACGGUGUGUUGCUGAAAUAAGAGAUCUUCUUUGUGAUGCAGAAGCUGUCAUUGAGAAAUAUUCCUUCAAUGUUGCAAGCAGAAGGGGUGGAGGCGUACAAAAGGUCAUGAAGAACUCUAUAAUCAGUAAUGAGAUGGAGAGAUUAGGGAAGGAAAUGGUUAAAGAUUGUGGGGGUAUUCCUUCGGCCAUCUUCGUACUUCAACGCAAUUUAGCAACAAAGACAUCGGAGGAGUGGCGGGAUCAGGUUAGGCAUGUUCCUAUAAAAGAAGACUUACAAGUGAUCAAAGUGUUAGCUUUAAGUUAUUAUGAUUUGCCUUCUUGUUUGAAACAAUGCUUUCUAUAUUUGGGCCAUUUUCCAAAGGGUUUUGAGAUACCAGCGAAGGAAUUAAUUCGAAUGUGGAUGGCAGAAAGUUUUAUACCAGAAAUUCAGCAUGAAAGAGAAAGGGAGAAUACAAUGGAGAUGAGGGGAGAAUUUUUUUUUAAAGGAACUAGUUCGAAGAGAGAAUUACCUAAAGACAUCGGAUGUCUUAUCCACUUGAGAUUCUUAUCUCUGAAAAUGAGCAACAUAUAUAACAUGCCAUCAUCCGUAGGCAAUUUGAGGUGCUUGCAGACAUUAGAUUUGCGGUCUUGUACAAACGGUUUUAGAGUGCCAAAUGUGUUCAAGAAGAGAAAAAAAUCGAGGCAUUUGUAUCUGCCCAUAAAUUAUAGGGAAGACCCAAUGCCAAUAUUAGGGAAGUUGCGCAAAUUAAAAAUCCUCCGCCUCCUUCUCAAUUCCUUUGAAGGGAAGCAAAUGACUUGUAAUAAAAAUGGAUUUCCUCACCUUCGUUCUCUUGUCCUUAGUGGUUUAACAAACCUAGAGGAGUGGGUGGUGGAGGAAGUGUUGGGCUUUGUGGAGCCUAGUUGUGGUUAUGUUGAUGCUGAUUUUGCUAGUGAUAUUGAUAGUAGAAAGAGAACUACUAGGUUUGCUUUUACUCUGGGUGGUACAACUAUAUCAUGGGUUUCAAAUCUACAAAAGAUUUUCAUUUUGUCUAUUACAGAAGCUGAGUUGGAAAUUCGGGUUAAUUCCCUACAGGAAGAAGCCAUGAAAAUACUCUGUCAUUUGGAAAUUGCUUGUCAGGCACUAAUGAUGAUUCUAGAUGGAUUGAAGUUUGUUACUACCCUCCAGGAAUUGGAUAUCAGCACCAUUCCAAAGUCAUUCAAAGACAGAUAUAGUGAACAAGGAAUAGAAUUUGACAAAGUCGCACAUGUGCGUUCCUGCAAACUUUACGAAGAAUGA
Quercus robur (English oak) is the source of this 1452-nucleotide messenger RNA. Its product is annotated as putative disease resistance protein At1g58400. The transcript is spliced from 6 exons. Gene Ontology annotation, biological process: defense response to other organism. Bases 1 to 1452 code for a protein of 483 amino acids. Lineage: Eukaryota; Viridiplantae; Streptophyta; Magnoliopsida; Fagales; Fagaceae. The record is from RefSeq and is a predicted model, not a curated record.